Messenger RNA from Panonychus citri (citrus red mite), 3303 nucleotides. Its product is annotated as glycoprotein-N-acetylgalactosamine 3-beta-galactosyltransferase 1-like. Gene Ontology annotation, molecular function: N-acetylgalactosaminide beta-1,3-galactosyltransferase activity. Gene Ontology annotation, cellular component: membrane. The record is from RefSeq and is a predicted model, not a curated record. Lineage: Eukaryota; Metazoa; Arthropoda; Arachnida; Trombidiformes; Tetranychidae. The transcript has 5 exons. Bases 838 to 2118 code for a protein of 426 amino acids.
UGUUGAGGUUAAUCAAUAAAUCCAAUGAUUGUCUCUUUAAUUAUCGGUGAUUUAAUCAUCACCAUCUCUCAUGAUACGGGUCUUUAACAGGUCAACUUUCCACCUCUUAUGUUAUAAUUAAUGUAGUUAACUAGAUUCUAAUCAAUCUCAUUGUGAUACUCAAUUUGUUUACCUUUUUUUUUUGGUAAAAACAACAACAAAUCCUUCACUUGAUAAUCUCUCUCACCUUAAUUUAUUAUUGAUAUUUUCCCAAAUCUAAUAUCAAUAUAUUAAUAAUUUUGUUUCUCUUUCUGCCUAAUUUAUUUCCCAAUCACUCUAAUUGUAUGAUUAACCUUUUUUGUCAAUUUAAAUUCGACAAGUUGAUCAACUAUUUACCUUUCAUGUUAGUUCAAUUUAGAAUUUUAUAUAAAUUCUCUCAUGUUGAUCUUGUUUUCUUUUCUUCUUCUUUUAAAUUGUGAUGUUUUCUUUUUCUUAUUUCUCUCCAUUGAUUUAAUCACUUCUUCUCCAUAUUCAAAUGGAUUUACUUCCUAUUCUAAAUUAUUGUGAUGAUCUAUGAGAGAAAAGUGAUACCAUUCAUCUUGUUCCAUGUUCUUUUUUUUUUAUUCUCACCUGUGUAUCUAAUUAUCUAUUCUAAUUGAAGGAAAUUCGUCACCAUUGGUACCCAAAUUUACCAAUUUAAAUUCAACACAAGAUCAACUAUAAUUAUCUUUAAAUGUUACAGUUUUAAUCGUCAAUUCUAAUCUGUAAACAACAAUCAACUCUACCGUUUUUCUACAACAAAGUGAUGCUGUUCACCUUAAUUACUCUUGAAACAAUCAACUCAUUGUAAAUAAUAUUAUGGACAUGAAAAUGUUACCAAUAAGCACCAAAGGGAUUUCAAAUGCUCAUGGAUCUUCAUCUAAAUUUUCCCGAAGUUUUAUCCUCACCUUGGCCGUUGGAAUGACCUUUGGCUUUAGUUUUGCCUAUCUACUAUUAAAUGUUGUUACCUGGGAGAAAGGUGAUCUAUUGGGUGGUAAUUCCUAUUUAAUUGCCUCCCAAUCACCAUCACCACCCUCACCAUCAUAUUAUAAACAUGAUGAUCCUCAUAAUUACCAAGAGAUUGAAAAUUCACUUGGACCUCGUUUUCCGGUUUCCAAUCAUAUUGGAGAGGAAGAUGAUCAUAAAAGAGAUUACACCGUUGCUGAUGAACUUUACCAAUCAGUUCGAGUAUUAUGUUGGAUUAUGACCAAUCCCAAGAACUACCAAUCAAAGGCUCGUCACAUUAAGGCCACUUGGGGUAAAAGAUGUAAUAAGUUACUUUUCAUGAGUUCGACGUACGAUUCAACCUUACCGACGGUUAAAUUGGACGUUGAAGAAGGUCGAGAUCAACUUUGGGCUAAAACUCGUGAAGCUUUUCGAUACAUUUACAAUAAUCACUUAAAUGAGGCCGAUUGGUUCAUGAAAGCCGAUGAUGAUACUUAUGUUGUUGUCGAGAAUCUCAGAUAUUUCCUAUCCAGUCAGAAUUCAUCUCAGCCCAUUUAUUUUGGGUGUAAAUUCAAGCCCUAUGUCCACCAAGGGUACAUGUCUGGUGGUGCUGGUUAUGUGUUAAGUAAAGAGGCACUUGAACGUUUCGUUGUCAAAGGAUUGGACCCACUGAACCACCCUGAUAAAUGUAAACAAUCGGGUGGUGCGGAAGACGUUGAAAUGGGCAAAUGUUUGGAGUCACUUCAUGUAACCGCCGGUGAUUCAAGAGACAAAUUUGGCCGCGGGCGAUUUUUCCCCUUUGUCCCCUCUCAUCAUCUAAUUCCUGGUCAUGUUGAUAAAAGUUUCUGGUACUGGAAAUACAUUUACUAUGAAUCAGAAGAGGGUAUGAAUUGCUGUUCGGACACUGCGAUAUCAUUUCAUUAUAUCAGUUCGGACACAAUGUAUGUCCUCGAGUACCUUUUAUAUCAUCUACGGCCUUAUGGAUUACACGAGAAAUCAUCGAGUCAACCCAAGACAAUUAAACCUUUAGAAUCAAAUUUAAUUGCGAGAAAAACUAAUUCACCUAGUCUGCUAUCAUCAACAUUAUCGACAUCAGUUAAAAAAAAUUUAUCAUCAUCUGAUAAUUCAAGCCAAACAAUUAGAAAUGAUAAUUAGUUUAAUCUGAUUUGUUUUUGAUUUGUUUACAACAAUUUAUCUAAAUUGUAUCAAUUCAGUUGAACCAAUGAAGGGCCAAUCCAAACUAAGAAUCUCUUAUGAGUGCAAACAAUUAGCCAACAAUCAAGUAACAAACUUGAUUUAAUCAUAGGAUUAAAUUGUAAAUACUAACUGAUCAUCAAGGACAAUCACUGGCAAUUGGUUAACUAUACAAAUUGGCGAUUGAACUGAAUUACAAUGAAGAUAAUCAAGAAUUAACGACUAAUCACCAAUUGAUUAAACAUUCUAAUUGUGCCAUAUCCUAAUGCUACACAAAAUCAACUAUUGGGCAUAAUGAUGUUCCUCUUUUCAAAGUGAUCAUAAUGAUUAAUUAACUACCAGAAAACUAAAUUAAAACCAUCAAUUUAUCAACAAUAACAAUUGAUGAUUAACCAUUCCAAGUGCUCAUCAAUCCAAUCGUCAUGAUAACAAUUAAGAAACAAUUGAAAAAAUGGGAAAAUUUAACGAUGAUGUAAACUCAGUAUUCAAAUGAAAUCAUCAUUCCUUCAUCAUGAUUAUCUUGAUUAUAAGUGACAUUUAAUUAUGACAAACACAUGAUUUAACAAUUAAUUUAAUAUGGAAACCAAUUGAUUCUCAAUGAUAACUUAUUUUUUAAAUAUCUAUUGUUAUCUUUCACAAUUAACUAUCAUUGAUCAUCGUCAUCAACCAUUUACAUGGUCAACAAUUUAAUCGAUACAAUCAAAUUAUCAUUAAUCAUCAUCAUUGAUCUUCCUAUUUUUCAAUCAGCCAUUUUGCUUUAUUGUUUUCUUUGCAUUUACCUUGAUUGUAAUCACUUUUGUUAAAUUUUUUUACUGUUAAUUUGCUUUCAGUUUUCAAUUCCAAUUCCAUGGUAUUGAUUGAUUAAUAAUCAAUCGUCAUCAGCAAGCAUUUGGUAUUAAUUAAUUAAUCACAACGAAAUUGCCAAACAAAAAAUUCUAACGCAUCGAAAUCUUUCUCGAGAUGGUUUACCGAAUGGAAACAAUUUAUAAAUUAAUCGUUUUAAUAGUAAUGAUAAUUAUCAUUUAAAUUGAUUAUAAACUUUGUCUUCUCUAGUCAAUUUGAUGGAGACUUAAAUUGUUUACUCGAAAUUGUGUUGAAACAAUUUGAUUCCAAUAAACUUUUUCUGCAUUUUGAUUUUGAAUGAAA